Molecule: messenger RNA, 309 nt
Organism: Debaryomyces tyrocola
Lineage: Eukaryota; Fungi; Ascomycota; Pichiomycetes; Serinales; Debaryomycetaceae
Source: the annotation of a GenBank genome assembly
AUGAUUACUAACUUAAAUAUAGUAUACCAAUUGGGCAAUCUUGCUACUUCUGGCUCUUCAACUAUUGAGGCAGAACUUGGUACCAGAUUUCCUCUUAAUAAACCUGGUUUUCCUGAUGCUUAUAACUAUGGAAGAGUCAUGGGAAUAUUUUGCGGAGCUGUUUUUGCAUAUGUGAUGCUAAUUAUAUUUUUAGGACCUGAAAGAUUUCAUCAAGACUUAUCAACGAAUAGAAAUGACCUCGAAGAAACCGAAGAACUUUCCGAUGUUCUGGUUGUCGAGGAAGAGAAUAUUGUUGUCCAAAAACAGUAG